CUUUCCUCCCAUUGAAACGCGGAGUAAACACCACCCACAGCUACCACUGCAGGGUUCUUUGCUGAGUGUGCUGCUGGACCGCGGCCAGUGGCCCGGCGGAUGCUACUUCCAGGUAUGUCACCUCGAAUUCAAGGGCUUCGUUGGUUUGAAGUGGUCCUGGCCCUAGGCUGUCCGGACCAGCAACCCGGAGUUGUCGUGCAAUGACGCUUCAACCUGGCUGGCUCUUGCCAGAGUUGUACAGGGGCACAACUGCGUACCUACUACCUUUGCGGCUGUCACUCCAGAGGAUGCAAUCGACGUCAGGUCAACUUCAAGGAUGAUUGUUCCGCCAAUUGAGCCACAACAAUUACCAACAUGCUGUUGAAGUUGAACCACCGUUGAAGUCAUGUUUCCCAUUGCUGUUGAAUUAAAUACCGAUGCAGACAUAUGCUAUCAAAAGGAAGGUGAGUCUCUGCAGAAUUCUCACAAUGUAUGCUGCUCGACGUGUUGUAGGGGCUACGGUCCCAAAGUUGGUGCGCCAACGCCCUUGCUGUGCUGCUUCUCUACGAACUAGAGCCCCAACCAUCCUCGGCUUACCACAGAAGGCCGUCUUCCAACCACGAUUCAUUUCUUCCACGAACAUCGAUGACAAAAUUAGCAAAAGCACAAUCUCAGGUAUACAAGGAGGAUCAGUCGUCAGUGUCAUCAAGCACGAUCAUGAAGAGUUGAAACAGUUUUAUGACACGAUCAAGGAGGCCAAAGACGAGGACACUAAAGUACGCUUCCAAAACCAGUUUACGUGGGAGCUUGCCCGACAUUCUAUUGGUGAAGAGCUUGUAGUGUACCCGGCCAUGGAGAAGUACGUGGAUGGCGGAAAAGAAAUGGCCCAAAAGGAUCGCGACGAGCACAACAAGGUCAAAGAGCAACUCUAUGAAUUCCAGGGCUUGAAGCCAUCGGACGACAAAUUCGAGUCGACGUUGGACUCUUUAUGGUCUACGCUUUCCAAGCACAUCGAGGAGGAGGAACAGCAUGACCUACCGGCCCUUGAGAAGGCACUUCCACAAGGCGAGGGCGACUCUCUAGCCAAGAGUUUCUCAAGAACCAAACUCUUUGUGCCUACUCGGAGUCACCCGAUGGCACCGGACAAGCCGCCCUUUGAAACCGUGGCAGGGAUCCUUGCUGCUCCCAUCGACAAGCUGGGCGAUUUGUUCAGGAAGUUCCCGCCGGAGGACACGAUUGGGAAAGCUUAAUAGGAUCGGGAUGCGGCUUCUGAAACACCUCAGUUGUAGGAUGCGGAGCCCUGGACGAAGAAGUCUGGAGGGGGUUUGCCAUGGGGAAAAUGGAAGGUCUACUCUCAGGCAUGCUUCUCCAUCGACAAAGCUACAGCCACAGUACUCUGCUUCAACUCUGCCCAAGUAUCAGGAGGAUAAUGUAAGUAGUAGUACUCGAUAACUUCAUAUUACAAUGGUGUAAGAGGUUCACAACCA
This is a messenger RNA of Exophiala dermatitidis NIH/UT8656, 1466 nucleotides long. RefSeq lists its product as uncharacterized. NCBI's taxonomy places the organism in Eukaryota, Fungi, Ascomycota, Eurotiomycetes, Chaetothyriales, Herpotrichiellaceae. Bases 417 to 1229 code for a protein of 270 amino acids. The record is from RefSeq and is a predicted model, not a curated record. The transcript has 2 exons.